Messenger RNA from Rhodamnia argentea, 1054 nucleotides. RefSeq names its product cytokinin riboside 5'-monophosphate phosphoribohydrolase LOG3-like. Gene Ontology annotation, molecular function: hydrolase activity, hydrolyzing N-glycosyl compounds. Gene Ontology annotation, biological process: cytokinin biosynthetic process. Gene Ontology annotation, cellular component: nucleus; cytosol. The record is from RefSeq and is a predicted model, not a curated record. Bases 255 to 917 code for a protein of 220 amino acids. The transcript is spliced from 7 exons. NCBI's taxonomy places the organism in Eukaryota, Viridiplantae, Streptophyta, Magnoliopsida, Myrtales, Myrtaceae.
GGCCUCAGCCUUUUUCGUCCCUUUCGUGCUCCGGUGAUCCGGGCGAUUGAUUGCUGACUGGUGAACACAACAAACGCAUUCUUGCUCGCAGGUCCCUGUUUUCGUUCACCAUCCAUCCAUCCAUCCAUCCAUAUCUCCAAUCUGAUUUGGCUUUGCUCUAGUAUUAUAUCCAAAACAUAACGUGACCAACGAGGAGAAGAACCUGAGUCCUGCAAUUUGAAGAGAUUGCGCCCGAGCUCGAGCUUCUUCCACUUAUGGAGAACCAACGCCAGAGCACCCUGAAGUCAAGAUUCAGACGCGUCUGCGUCUUCUGUGGAAGCAGCCCCGGCAAGAACCCCUCCUAUCAACUCGCUGCCAUUCAACUCGGAAAGCAACUGGUCGAAAGGGACAUUGACUUGGUGUAUGGUGGAGGAAGCAUUGGUUUGAUGGGUCUAGUUUCUCAAGUUGUUUACGAUGGGGGCCGCCACGUGUUGGGAGUGAUUCCCAAGACGCUGAUGCCGAGAGAGAUCACGGGAGAGACAAUCGGAGAAGUGAGAGCAGUGUCGGGCAUGCACCAGAGGAAGGCCGAGAUGGCUCGUCAAGCAGAUGCGUUCAUCGCCUUGCCCGGUGGUUAUGGGACCUUGGAGGAGCUCUUGGAGGUGAUCACAUGGGCUCAGCUCGGAAUCCACGAUAAGCCGGUGGGGUUGCUGAACGUGGACGGGUACUACAACUCGCUCCUGUCGUUCAUAGACAAGGCCGUGGACGAGGGCUUCAUCACUCCCUCCGCCCGCCACAUCAUCGUCUCCGCCCCGACCGCGCACGAGCUCCUCGCCGAGCUCGAGGAGUACGAGCCGAAGCACAGCGGGGUGGCCUCCAAGCUGACCUGGGAGAUGGAGCAGCAGCUUGGAUACUGCACCAAGUCAGACAUUGCCCGUUGACCCCCCGCUCAACACUAAGUACUCACACACACACAGACGAACACUACCCUUUUGAUGGAGGAUUGACCGCCGUUCGAUUUUGGGGAUUCUCUCCACAAAACUUAGACACGACGCUGUAGAUGAUCUGGGCUCCCCCC